AUGAACAAGAGUUUGGAAGAGGUAGCUAAAGAUUAUCUGUGUGAUCUUAUCAAUAGAAGGCUAGUUCAAAUUCACAAGAAGAGUUUGGAUGGAAAAAUCAAAUCAUGUAUGGUUCAUGAUAUAUUACAUGAAUUUUGCUUGAAAAAAGCAACUAAGGAGGAUAUUGUGGAGGUUAGUUGGAUGGCAUAUAAUAAGUUUCUUGAAGGGCAUCGUUGGCUAAGUCGUCAGGUUGAUUGUUGGUCAGAUACUACAAGUUAUUUUACUAAUUCUUCACUUAAAACUCGUUCCCUUUUCUACUUAGAUGAAAAUUCAUAUCUUGCAAAGUCUUGCUUGAUAUUCUCGUCAUCUUUGAAGUUGUUAAGAGUAUUGGACUUAUCACUAACAAAAUAUUGGCAUGGCAUGCCUUGUGAGAUUGUGAAUUUGGUUCAUUUAAGAUACUUAGCUUUAAAAACUAUAGGUUCUGUUUGUAACUCUCAAUUGUUUAAGCUCCAAAGUUUGCAAACUCUCAUUCUCUCUGCGUGGACAAAAGAGUAUCAAUUGCAACUGCCAUGUGAUGUUUUGGAUUUGCCAUGGUUAAGGCAUGUACGCUUUGACAAGGGAUCUUCAUCUUAUCUCCCAAACUUGAUUCAAGAAAACUUACAAACUCUUUCAUGGUUCAAAGUUAUCGGCCGGGACUCAAGGACAACAAACUUUACAAAAGUUCCAAACCUGAAGGAAUUGGGGAUCUACAUUGAAGGUGAAGUAUUGCCUAAUGCUCUUGACAACCUUGCUCAGUUACAUCAACUUGAGAAGUUAAAGGUUAAAAUGGGAAGGGUGGAGCGGUUUAAUCUCCCAAAUUGUUUUCCAUCAAACCUCAAGCAAUUGACCCUUAGUAAUACAUAUCUUUCGUGGGAAGAUAUGGACAUUAUUGGUAAUUUACCCCGCCUUGAUUUGCUCAAAUUGAAAGAUUUUGCUUUUUGUGGCCCCGAGUGGACACUAAGGGAUGGGGAGUUUCUACAACUAAGGUUCUUACUGAUUGAGCGCUCUGAUCUAGAAAAUUGGAAUGCAAAUGCAAGCCAUUUCCCAACUUUGGAGCGUCUAAUUCUAAGAUAUUGUUGGGACUUGGAAAAACUUCCAAAUGAUUUUGAAGAGGUUUGUACAUUGCAGUUAAUUGAGUUAGGGAAUUGUUGUUCUUCUCUUUUCACUUCAGCAAAGGAGAUUCAACAAGCACAACGAGACUUGGGAAACGAAGGACUUGUUGUUCGUGAUGCAACUAAGGUCUCUCUCUAA
Molecule: messenger RNA, 1269 nt
Organism: Ipomoea triloba (trilobed morning glory)
Lineage: Eukaryota; Viridiplantae; Streptophyta; Magnoliopsida; Solanales; Convolvulaceae
Product: putative late blight resistance protein homolog R1A-3
Exons: 1
Coding region: 1-1269 (422 amino acids)
Biological process (GO): protein folding
Molecular function (GO): alpha-tubulin binding
Source: RefSeq, a predicted model, not a curated record